Molecule: messenger RNA, 1895 nt
Organism: Vitrella brassicaformis
Lineage: Eukaryota; Vitrellaceae
Source: the annotation of a GenBank genome assembly
AGCAGGUGCACCGCAGGGAGCCAAUGGAGAAGAGCUCAUCUUCAUCGGUUCCUUCCUCAAGCGAUCUUCGGCAGCGCAGAUCCGCCGCUGAUGCAUCGACCGGCGAUACCAAGGACGACGCUCGAAAGAAGGCGGCCGCCUUGCACAACAGAGCUGAGUUCGGCGGUCCUGUCGGCGCGGCAGUGCUACUGGUCUUCCUGCCCUCCUUCGUGGUGCUCCUGUACCUCUCGUGUAAUGAGUCCUUCUGCGUUAGGACAGAAUCUCUGUGGGAGGACCUUUCCCACCUGCCAAAGGCAAUCGGCACACAGCUGGUGGCCUCAGGUGGCUUGCUAUCUAUUGAGAGGCUGACAAGGAGCAUGGCGAUUCUGUUAGUGUGGAUGCUGGUGCUGAUGGUACUGGAAAGGGUGUUGCCAGCACGAAUUGUGGACGGGAUGGAACUCCCUGGUGGAAGGGGGCGGCUCACGUACCGCAUCAACGGCCAUCUCACCUUUUGGGCCGUCCUUGUGGCCUUGCUAAUUGCGUAUCCGCAACGCACGUACAAGGGUGAGGGGCAGUGGUCUUUGGGGCCGUUCCCUCUGUCAGCUCUGCACGACCUGUACCUCCCCCUGAUAGUGUCAUCGAUCGCCCUGUGCUUGCUCAUGUCGGUUGUGCUCUUCCUGGCAUCCUUCCGGUCUGGUUCUCCCCCGCCCCUGCUGUCUGAGCCAGGCAACACCGGCCACCCACUCACGGACUUCUUCAUGGGCCGGGAGCUCAACCCCCGAACCUAUGGGCUCGACUGGAAGUUCUUUUGUGAGCUGCGGCCUGGUCUGAUAGGCUGGGUGGUCCUCUUGCUGGGAGCGGCCCUCAAGCAGAUGGAGGAGUUUGGGCUGGGGGGCGUGUCGCCUGAGCUGGUGCUGCUGAUAGUCUUCCAGGGCCUCUACGUGUGGGAUGCACUCAAACAAGAACCAGCCGUCCUCAGCACUAUGGACAUCACCACUGGUGGGUGGGAAAGAGAUAAAUAGACAGAGAUGGUUUGUCUUUCUGUAACAUCCAUCCAUCAAUCAUUGUUUGCCGACACAUGGAUGGAUGGAUGGAUGUGUGUGUGCAGACGGGUUUGGGUUCAUGUUGGUGUUUGGUGAUCUGUGUUGGGUGCCCUUCACCUACUCGCUGCAGGCCAGGAUCAUCCUCAUACGCCCACCCAACCUGCCGCAUGCCGCACUGGCCGCUAUCGCCGCACUCAACCUAUUCGGUAGCUGCACUGCAGCGCAGCCAACAUAGAACGACUGAUAUAGCUAGAUAGAGAGGGACAGAUUACAUACACACACACACUGGUUCGCAGGUUACUGGAUCUUCCGGUCGUCCAACAGCCAGAAGGAUGCCUUCAGGAGGGACCCAAACGCCCCCAGCGUGCGACACCUCAAAUACAUCGAAACCAAAACAGGUAAACGUUGAACAAGGAACCCGGCAGCCGAAUCCUGGACGUAUGUCUGUCUGUCUGUCUGCUGUGUGUAUGAGUGUAGGUCGUCGUUUGUUGACGUCAGGUUGGUGGGGCCGUGCGCGUAAGAUCAACUACACGGGCGACUGGCUCAUGGGGCUGGCCUGGUGUCUGCUGUGCGGCGGCUGGACUCCCAUAGCCUACUACUAUGCCGGCUACUUCCUAUUCCUGCUAUUGCACAGGUACGUCCCAACAUGUAGGAUGCCCAGCCCAGUCUCUCUCACUUCCUGUCCUGUCCUGUCUGGUUGUGUUGUGUUGUCCACUAGGGCAUUGCGUGACGAGUGGGCGUGUUCGGCCAAGUACGGGGCUGACUGGCAGCGCUACAAACAGCACGUGCCCUAUGUCUUAAUACCUGGCGUCAUCUGAUGGGAUGGGUGGGGGCCGGGGCGACGAUAUAGUGCAUGGCAUGCGUAUAUGGAUG